This is a messenger RNA of Sitophilus oryzae (rice weevil), 4133 nucleotides long. Its product is annotated as protein NDRG3-like. The transcript is spliced from 10 exons. Lineage: Eukaryota; Metazoa; Arthropoda; Insecta; Coleoptera; Curculionidae. The record is from RefSeq and is a predicted model, not a curated record. Gene Ontology annotation, biological process: signal transduction. Gene Ontology annotation, cellular component: cytoplasm. The coding region runs from base 147 to 1562 and encodes 471 amino acids.
UGACGAAGUAGAUCAGUAGAUAAACGUCAGUUUCGAUUGUACCUCGCCGUUGAAGAACUUCUCUGAGCGUUUUUACCCGAGAAAAAUCACAAAACUUGAAAUAAACAGUUUCUUAAGAUAGUUUAGGCCUAUUCUAGGUGGGCAGCAUGAAGGCUGCCGCAGUGCAGGGCAGCGGCGCGUACGCCUCCCUGUCCAGGGGGGCCACGGAGAACGUGUACCGCCCCACCACGGGCACGGUGGCCGUCCCGGGGCUGCUGGACGGCCUGAAAAGGGUCUUGGGGCUGAGCGUUGCCGCAACACCAGUCAGGGAGAAGAGGGAACCGCUUCUGGAACAGGUGGGUGGUACCGGAAGAAGAGCCGUGGUCGUGGCAGCAAGCAGGACGCAAGUGGAGACCCUUGGAGCCAGCAACAAAAUGCCAACUUCCGGUAUUGCCGAGGAGGCGGCCCUUUUGGGUACGAUGCCUUCAGAUUCCAUGGACGACAUCGAGUUGAAAAACAUCAAAUUACAAUUUCCCAGCGCUAGAUCCAUGUCAAGAGAGGAUUCCAACGCUCAAGAAGAGGUGGUAGAGACUGAUCGUGGAAAUAUUGUCGUUGCAGUGCAAGGAAAUAGGAAUAAGCCAGCCAUAUUGACUUACCACGAUUUGGGAUUGAAUUACCUGUCUAAUUUCCAAGCUUUCUUUAACUACAUCGAUAUGAGAGCCCUGGUGGAAAACUUUUGCGUGUACCAUGUCACUGCUCCAGGCCAAGAAGAAGGUGCUGGGAUAUUUCCAGAAGAUUAUGUUUAUCCUUCGAUGGACGAGCUGGCUGAACAAAUUAGCCAAGUGACCAGACAUUUUAAUUUGAAGCAGUUUAUUGGAUUUGGAGUGGGAGCUGGUGCGAAUAUUUUGUGCAGAUAUACGCUAAAUCAUCCCGAAAUGGUUUCCGCGCUUUGCUUGAUCAAUUGCGUCAGCACUCAACCAGGUUGGAUCGAAUGGGGCUACCAGAAACUGAACACCAGACACCUCAGAUCUAAAGGCAUGACCCAGGGAGUACUGGACUACCUCAUGUGGCACCACUUCGGAAGGAAUACGGAGGAACGUAAUCACGACCUGGUGCAAGUAUACAAAUCCUACUUCGAGCGGAACGUGAAUCCCACCAAUCUCGCCCUGUUCAUCGACAGUUACGUGAAGAGGAACGAUUUGAACAUUCACAGGGAUCCGGACCCGAACAAACGGAACAGCUCGACGCUGAAAGUGCCCGUGAUCAAUAUCACGGCCGCUUACAGUCCCCAUGCCGACGAUACCGUUACUUUCAACGGACGUCUGGACCCCACAAACUCAUCGUGGAUGAAGAUAUCGGACUGCGGAAUGGUUCUAGAAGAACAGCCCGGCAAAGUGAGCGAAGCCUUCAGACUGUUCUUGCAAGGCGAAGGUUAUGUGGCGCCGUUGUCCCCGGUCAAGAUGGCGCUGUUCCGGAAACAGUCGCUGGAAGAACUGUUCCGGUCCCGGCUCCACAGCACCGGCCAGUGUUUACAGGGCGUUAUUAAUAUCACCGAAAACCCCAUUUCGGCAGUGGUGUGUUAAGGUGCGCACGUGCCUCGAGCAUGCGCCGACCGGCGCUCGGCUCGCAUCGGUAGCGCUGUAGAUUAGAAAAUUAGAGGAGUCAUCUACUCCGAUUUAAAAAAAAUUAAAAAAGGUUUGUUAAAGAUCUACAAGUUUUAUUUUAAAAAUUUUAUGAAAAAAGCUCGUGCACAAUCUAAAAAAAGCUGAUUAACAUUUCUUUGUUGCUUUACUUGAGCGGAGAUAGAGUAUGAUGAUUCCUCUUAGUUUAUAAUCUAUAGAUAAGUGACUGUAUUGAAAUUUAUGUGAUCGAAUCGAGAAGGGUAUUAGAAACAAAAAGAGGAAAACAAAAUGAUCUUAUUUUGUUUACUCUCGUGUAGGUAGUUUAGUAAAUUAAUAUGAAUAAAUGUAUCCGCAUCACAUCGGACAGAGUAUUUAUAUAGGGUGCGCAUUUUAACGAUAAAUUUCAAUACAGGAUGAGUUUUGUUCUUUUCGAAUAAACUGCCUAAAUAACAGUCGAGCACACAUAUCUUCCCUGUUUCACAAAUAAAUGAACCAGUUGCAGAUUAAGAAUUGUGUUUGUACCGACGCGACGUGACAAAAGAAUAAUUGGAAAUGGUAUAUCUGGUCAAAUAUAGAAUUAUAUUUGGCGAUUUGGAUAUCAGCAUAUUCAAGCAAUGAGAAUGCAUUCAGCGCAAUAUUGGUACAAUAUCAUUCCAAUAACGAGUGAAAUUUGACAUCUAAAUUUUUCUCACAGACUGUAUAGAAUUCGAUUCUCAUCAUUGGAAUCUCGGAUAUACUAGGUCAGUAAUAUGAAGUCAAAGUUUUUUACUGAUCAAAAUGACACUUUAAAGUUUAAAAAUUCUUAAUAUUUCCGAAGGUCUUUGAAGAAAAAAAACGAAUAUUUGCGAUUGCAUUUUUAUUCUUAUGGCCCUAUUACAGGAAAUAUACCAAAAUAGUCUCAUUCUCAUUGCAACUUUUUUUUUCUACAUGAAGGUGUUAUCAGGUUUUCAAACUGACGUUUCGACUUUAAGCUCUGUCGUUAUCAACAUUUUUUUAAAUACGGCACUAUCUAUCUUUCGUAUGGCAACACAAAACAAACAUCACAAACAAAACACAUGAGACAUGAGACCGAUCAUCGUACAAGUAAAGUAAAAAGAUAAAUAUGUGUGUAAAUAAUAAUCAGACAGCGUUUAAAAUGUACAAACCAAGUAGGUAAGGUCCCAAAACCAAUGAUGUAAAAAUUUAUUUUAAUGGAAAAAAUAUAAACAGAAAAUAUAUUUUUGGUAAGAUUAUUUUACCAGAAAAUCAUUAAAAUUAUUUUUUCGAAUAAGUGCAAUAUAUCGUUGGUUUUGGUACCUUAGAAGCUUUAAAAUUCGCAAUGAAAAAUGCGGGGUAGUGUUUAAAAACAGAAAGUUUAUAAUGGCAGGGCUCAAAAAUGAAACAUCCAUCGGUUUGAAAAUCUGAUAACGCCAUCUUGUAGAAGAAUAAAGUUAGCAAUGAGAAUCUAAAGUUUAUUUUGUUAUAUCUAUUCAGAUAGAGUUAUAAAAAAUAAAAAUGAAAUCGAAACGAAUAUUCGUUUUUUUUUUCCAAAAUAUUCGGAAGUAUUCGAAAUUUUUAAACUUCCAAUAUGGUAUUUUUAUCAGCAUGAAAUUGCGUAACUUUGCCUUCAUUUAAUCGAAUUCGUAUAUCUUCCUAGUUUCCGAGAUCCGAUUGAUAAGUCUCGAAUUUGGGACACCCUGUACACGUGCACCACGCCUUUAGCACAAACUAAACCUCUGUCGAUGCCCGACUGUCUACAUCUAUAGAAGAGCGUCGCAUCUGAAGAUGCUUGUAAAAUUAAUAGGGUUCUAGUGCAUCAAUUUUUCUUGAUGGGAAUGAAAAUACUAUAGGGUAACAGAGUUCAUAGUGAAUACAUCUUUGGGUGUUGUUAGUAUACGUCAGCUAUGUCAGCUGUCAAUACUUAAAAGGUUUUUUAACUGGUUUGUAUUAUAUAAUAAUAUGAAUAAUCUGCAACUGCAUUUUUUUUGUUAAACAGUUGGAACUUUAAAACCGUAUGGUACGUACCCUUUAGGAAUCUGCUACUAUUUUAAAGUACUAUUGGCCUACACAUUAUAAAACUAACUGGAUUAUCGAAAAACAAGCACCUAGAAUUUGCAUUCACUAUACAGAAGUUCGGUUUUUAUUUACGCCCGAUUAAAACAAUCAAGUGAGAAUCCGUUUUUUUUCAAUCGAACAAUGUAUUUUGUUUAUACUUUUAUUUAUUGUGAAGAAAUCAAAUUAAGCUUCUUCAGUAGUUUAUUAACGUUGAAAAGAAAAUUUUACCGAUAAAAUAAAUUAAAUAUGGCUCUAUAUAAAGCUACACGUCCUUUCAUUUAUAUUAGGCGUAAAUAAAAUUCAGAAGUGGGAUUUCAAAGAUAAUAAAGCAUAAAAUAGAACUCAUAUUGCAUUAAUCAUUUAUCAGUAUUACUUAAAAUUAACAUUGCUAUGUAUAAUUUUCUCAUAUAAUCAUACGUGAGUUACUUUAUGAAAAAUAAAGAGACAGAUAAAUAUAAACUAUGCUCAAGUGAAAACAACGUCAUAGUAAGCAAAGAA